AUGACCUCGUUGAGCGACGCCCUGCCCGCCGGCGGCGGCGGUGGAGGCGGCGGCGGUGGUGGCAGCAGUGGAGGAUGGGGGUUGACACCACAAUCUAUGCAAAAUGAAGAAGAACGUCGGUUUCGACAAGAGAUGCGCGUGCGCGACAUAUCCAUCAUUUCAACGAGCAUGCGAUCCCUUCCGAGCCCCCACGUCGUUUAUGAAAUUGCUGUGGCGACGGCCUCAGAACAGUGGACCCUGGUUCGCCGCUUCAGCCAGUUUAAUGAGCUGCACCAGCAGCUCCUCCGCCUCAAACUCGUCAAGAAGAGCCUCUUGCCAGCCAAGCGUCUCACGGGAGGUCUUUCGGCCAGUGUGGUGCUCGCGCGCCGAGAAUCCUUGCAAGCCUAUCUUCAACGCCUGAUCCACGGCCAUGAAGACCUAGCGUUUGCCGUACCCCUACUCAAGUUUCUCGAAGUGUAUCAGCAUGAUGUUGUGGCCGUGGCCGCCAAGCUCUCUGCACAUUUUCGCCGACACUCCCACGAGCUUUUGCAGCAACAGACACCCUUUCGCCUCACACCCAAUCAGUGUCGCUGUGCUGCCCGACGACGCCUGCUGCCCAUGGAUGCGGUUGUGCCCAAGAGCCGCAUGACGAGCGACCCCAGCACGUAUGGAAACCCAGACGAUUUGCCCUUCCUGUAUGAGUUUCUUCAAAAGGUCAAGCACGUCUGCAUCCAUCCUCGUCGCGAUCCGAGCAUAGGCCCAAAGGAUGUUCAACCCAUCGAUAGUACGCUCAUCGACCUUUCCAUCUUUGGGUCCCUGCACAUCCUGGAGCUUUCGCACCACCUCGGCAGUAAGCUGCGUGGCUUGAGCGCCGUGCACAGCAAUCUUGAGGCUCUUCGCUGCAUCCACGCCAAACUAUCAAACAUGCGGCAACUGUUGCGCGAUCCCAUUGCAACACGACACAAGGAUCCCAGCACAGCCAACUCCAGGAUAUCCGGUGUCGACCCCCACUGUCUAGAGCUCACGCUCGGUCUUCGAGUUCUCGAUCUUUCCAGUAAUCAGAUUGAAAACCUCAAUCAUUGGCUGUACAAGGGGCUUGUAUUGGAGCAUUUGACCCGGCUCAAUCUUUCCAACAACAUCAUCACCAGCAUGAUUGCACCAACCAUCGGGGAUGAAGAGGUGGCUUCUUUCCCCUCGGCAAAAUCGGUAGCCGGACGCAGUGCAGCAGAAAGUCCCAGGCGAGCCACAGGUGGCAGCAAUGCCAGCAGUGCCGCAGUGGCCGCCCGGGAAACGGUGCGCCAGCAGCUUCGUCUCCAACGUCAACCGAGCAGUGUUGACGAUGCAGCUAUUGCCCCCCCCGUCAUUAUGCCGACCCCCGCAAACACCGCGCCUCCAAGCUACGAUGCUCCCCAUUUGAUUUCCACCCACAAUCCCGAUGCACCCUUGGACGAGCUGCAGCGACAACGUGCUGAGCGUUUGCGCCAGCAAGCACCCACCGAGCCCGCCGCGCUUGGCACCUCUCCUGCAUACUCACCCCCCUCUUCAACCCGUUCCAGCCCCGCGCGGGCCCCCCAGUCUCGCCAAAUCCAUGUCUCAACGGCCUCAUCGGCACUGAGUGAACUGGCUGCAGCACGCACGGCGCAGCCUCGCCGCAUUUCAUCCAAACGCGUCAUUGCCAAUUACCACGAGACUCCAGUAGAGGACACUGCGGAGCAGCUGGAUUCUUUGCUCCUUGACACGUCCACGUCCUCAAGCCAGCGACUUGUCGCAGCCGACGAUGAUUCAGAUGACUUUUUGGCCGACAGCAGCGAUGAGGAGGUUUCAGGAUCGUUGAUCAUGACCGAGGCCGUACAACAGGUCGUGGCAGCCUCGGCUGCGUUGGCGCGUCAAGAACAGCAAGACCGACGUUUGGAGCACACUAGUGGCAAUUCUUCAUCAAGCCUACGCACCAGCUCGGCAGAAGCUACAGGCCAAAGCCCUGGCCGUACGUCGGGCGGUCAAGUGGACGCCAUGCUGCACAGUGCAUCCUUGAACCGACGCCGUGCGGACUCACUCGUGUCCUCAAACUCGAGCGUGACAACUUCGAGGGGUGACGUGGCCAUGCCUGCGCGUCCCAACUACUACAAUGGUCGUCGUGCGAGCAUCACCAGCGAAGCCAGCAGUGCUUGGAUGCCUCCGCGCUCCGCGUCACAUUUUUCUGUGGUGGCGCCCAACCUUGUUGAGCUGUGCUUGGCUCACAAUUUCCUAUCCUCCCUCAAAGGCUUGGAGCGUCUGGGGAAUCUGCAGAAGCUGGAUGUGCGCCAUAAUCGCCUGGCCUCGGAGUCCGCAUGUGCUGCUCUGAUUAACUUGCCGCUGCUGAGAUCCUUGUUGCUAGAGGGCAAUCCUUUGGCGCAACAAAAGGAAUAUCGCACGCGCAUCAUGGCACGCAUGCCAGAACGUCGCCUGACCAUUGAUGGGAAGCAUCUAUAA
This is a messenger RNA of Monosiga brevicollis MX1, 2448 nucleotides long. RefSeq lists its product as uncharacterized. Bases 1 to 2448 code for a protein of 815 amino acids. Gene Ontology annotation, molecular function: protein binding; phosphatidylinositol binding. Gene Ontology annotation, cellular component: cytoplasm. The record is from RefSeq and is a predicted model, not a curated record. The transcript is spliced from 20 exons. Lineage: Eukaryota; Choanoflagellata; Craspedida; Salpingoecidae.